AUGAGCAGCAACGAUCCCCUCGUCUUCGAUCUUUCAAGUCUACCUCUUUAUCCCAUCGAUUCCACCAUGGCCGAUCCCUCUUCCGCCAAGACCGAUUCCACCAUGGCCGAUCCCUCUUCCACCAAGGCGUCUGCCACCAAGCCCGACACCACCAUGGCCGAUCCCUCUUCCACCAAGCGCAAGUGGAGGACCAAAGUUACCGGUCCCAACGAUGACUUCAACGUCUUUCGAGGCAUCCAAACAACCGUCAUCAAGGAUGCCAAGAACAUGCAUCACCAAGUUGAUGCCGCCGCUUUGACCUCCCAAGUGCUGUACACGGACGAGAAUGGGAAGGUUAUCUCCGCGGUCACCGUUGUGAUGCCUUCGUUGAUCUGCCACCAAGCCUUCAACAAGAAGUAUCUUGGGCCUCCCGGCAACCAACCCGUCGUUCCCUGGCACCAGCUUCCGUACAAGGACGAUGAUGACGAGCUUAAACCCAUCACGAUCCAGGCAUUCAGCAUGCAUACCAUCGCCCUUCUUGCUCAGCAUCAGUGCUGGGUCCAAGCUGUUGUGACAACAGGGUGCGAGCCAUCAGAGCAUGAAGGUCUGAUUCUAACCUCCGUCCAUGAUGGAGAAGGCAACUUGACGAGUUUUUUUAGAGGUACCAUGCUCCCACCACCGGAAGGAGAAGAAAAGGAGGGUGCUACAUUCCCACCACCGGAAGGAGAAGAAAAGGAGGGUGCUACAUUGACCACCGCCCUCUCUGACGAUAGCGAUGAAACUGUCGAACCCCCGGAUGCUGGCUUGAUGGCCAUGAUCAAGGGACAGAUCGACACCUUCAACGCCAACAACAAGAAGGAGGAGAAGGAGGAGCGUUGGGUGCAGGGCCCUUUGAUUCCUUGUCCAAAGCUUAAAGAGGGCCAAACACUAAAGAUUACCAUCAGAGGUCCAGGCGAUACUGAAGACACGGUUCUUUAUGUCAAGGCAGUGGCCAAGAAGAAGGAUGACGGCGCCGAGAAGGAUGACGGCGUCGGCAGCAAGAAGGAUGACGGCGUCGGCAGCAAGAAGGAUGAGACUGAAGAAGCCUCGAGCUCUGAUUCUGGUGAGGAUAUCGAUUCAGACUGCAGUUAUGGUGAACAGGAGGAAGAGGAAGAGGUGGAUGAUAGCUACAAGUUCUGCAGUAUUUAG
Messenger RNA from Seminavis robusta, 1167 nucleotides. The record is from the annotation of a GenBank genome assembly. Lineage: Eukaryota; Bacillariophyta; Bacillariophyceae; Naviculales; Naviculaceae.